This is a messenger RNA of Pantherophis guttatus, 2537 nucleotides long. RefSeq names its product zinc finger protein 185 with LIM domain (gene ZNF185). The record is from RefSeq and is a predicted model, not a curated record. Lineage: Eukaryota; Metazoa; Chordata; Lepidosauria; Squamata; Colubridae.
UAGGAACCUGUUUGAUGCCCUGCAGGGUAGAAGCACCCUCCCAUUUUGUCAGCCUUCCCUCCCAUAACAAGGCUGGGCCCCAAGCUGAGAUCGUCUGUGCGCUUUGCCCAGUGCCCUCCCUGCAGAUCCGCUCACAGCGACGGAGGACGGAGGCUGCUGCAUGCUUUAAAAGGUGUCUCCGCAGAAGGAAAUCCACCCGUGUUGCUUCUACUGUGUUCCAUUUUUGUGUCAAACCCUGGAAACUGCACAGUGAGGGAGCCAGUGUGAAUCAUGUUGUCUCUUGGCGCCAUGAAAGAUGGUGUCAUCCUACCCAGCGAGGAAGACCGGAAACGGAUUAUUACCCAAAUGAAAGUAAGGACAACUCUGAAAGGGGACAAGAGUUGGAUCCAUCACAGGUCUGAUUCUGAGGAGAAGCAGAACCACCGUCCUUUGGUACCUUGUACAGCACCAUCUUCCCACAGAGAACAAGAGUCUCCUUCAGCACAUAAAAAUCUUUCCCCAAAUUCUUCUACUGCCACAUCAUCUUCUGGGUAUCUCAUCAGGGGAGUUUUCACCAAGACCAUUGAUAAGUCAUCUCCGUCCAAGGCAACAUCCAAUGGGACUCAGAAAAGUGUCAGGAUCCCAAACCAGACCUCCCCUUCCUCCCAAGGGCCCAAGAUGUCCACUGAAGAUUACAAAAAACUAGCUCCCUACAAUAUUAAGCGUGAACUGUCACACCCAGGAGAUGGACAACCCUCUGUUUCUCCAGAGGAGCAGAAAAAGAGGACAGAAGCCGCUAGUAGUGUCCUGAGGCGAACGGCUGGCAGGGAACGCUCCUAUGUCCUUUCAGCGGCAAAGAAAAGUGGAGCAAGCCCAACGCAAGAGGUACCAGCCAUUGUGGCUAAAAAGGUUGAUGUACCAAAUGACUUCAGUCCACGAUCCAGAAGUCAGACUGUACCUGCCUCAGCAUGGUUUAACAGUCGUGGGAAAAGCACUAACGGAGAAAGAAGAACCUCAGAGUCUCCCCAGAAUGAAUCAAGGUUGGCCAAUAUUUCUGUGAGGACAAGUGUUGAUACAACCACCAGCAGAAAUGUGGCCUCGAAACCCUACCUUGAAACUUCAUUCAACUACUCCAUAUCUGUGGAGAGCAGUAACAAGUCAGACGAGAAGUGUGAAAUGAGUUCUGGACAUGAUUCUGUCCCCAGGAUCUCUACUUCUCCAAAGAGAAGCGAGAAGAAUGAAAUGCAGAGUCAAAUGUUUUUUGACAAAUCUGCCCUGGAGCACAAACAUGACGUCUCCAAUGGAGAAAGAAAACUUAAGGAUCCGGACUCAAAAGCUGCAGAAUUCUGCUAUCAUCAGCCAGCCGCAGAAAAGGAAAACACUGACGUAUCCCCAGGAAUGGGGUACAGGACAUCUCACCUGGACAACAACGAGGGUUUUGACUCAAAAAGGUCUGAGCUACAGCCUGGAGAAAAUAGUCUGAGUACCACUGGAAUCCAGUGUGAACUUCUAAGUAGUCCCAAGAGGGAGGAAUCGGAUGUGGAGAUUUCCAGGUACAGUUCCUUUGCUACAGAGAAUAGAAUUACCUCCCCGCAGUACCAGUACAGAGAUCAGAGAUCAGAUGAAGAUUCAGACAGUGUGUCUUACUACCCCUUCAGAGAUGCUGGGACCAGUAUGCCAAAAAGCCAUAGAGUGCCUUUUUAUAAGAACAUCUGUGACACAGAGACCGGAAGGAAUUUUACUGAUUCCGAGGCAAAAGAUCUCCCUGCUUCCUUUGAACAGAAGAAUUUUUCUAACUAUGAUUCAGAUCCCUCUGCAUCAGGCAAAGGCCUCCUCUUUGUGAAAGAAUCCAUCAAAAGCAUGGAAUUGUCCUCUUCUCCGCGUUACAACAGUCGCAGCCUGGUUGACUUGUCUGAUCUGGAGAAUCCAAGCUACAGCAGUACGAGCUACGUGAAUAACACAUCUCCCAAAAGGUCUCUGGAAGAUAUUUGCACUUACUGUGGCCGAGUAAUCCGCAACUGUGCCAAGAUAUCUAUUGAGAACCUCAACAUCAGCUGCCAUGAAUACUGCUUCAAAUGCGGAAUCUGCCACAAGCCAAUGGGAGAUUUCUUGGAUCAAAUCUUCAUUCAUCGGGAUAUUGUCCACUGUGAUAAGUGCUACGAGAAGCUCUUUUAGAUUCCAUGGAUUGGACAAGUCUGACCGAAGAGACGCCUGCCUUUAUCUGUCUGCCUCGUUCUCCUGAGGACUCUUUGAUCCAGCAAGCAUCCUCUUUCCCCAGCCGUCUUCCUCCUUCCUCAUCUUCAGGCAGGCCAAGUAGUUUACAUUCAACAAUGAUGAAGUUAAUUCCUUGAGGAUGCCUACAUCAGGAAGAGGAUGUAUUGCUGCCUGAGUUUCAACUGUCUGCAUUUGAGGACUCCUCCUCAGUCUUCGUUGCUCGUCCAGAAGUCCUUUUGUCCUUCCUUCCAUGAUGGCCUCGUGGCUUCGUUCAACUUGGCCAGCAACCGAUAAAAGGCGGCUUUAUAUCAGGAAGGAGAGGAAGCAGGAUCAUGUUUUUUUUU